Brassica napus (rape) is the source of this 433-nucleotide messenger RNA. Its product is annotated as 60S ribosomal protein L39-1. The record is from RefSeq and is a predicted model, not a curated record. Lineage: Eukaryota; Viridiplantae; Streptophyta; Magnoliopsida; Brassicales; Brassicaceae. Gene Ontology annotation, molecular function: structural constituent of ribosome. The transcript is spliced from 3 exons. Gene Ontology annotation, cellular component: ribosome; cytosolic large ribosomal subunit. Gene Ontology annotation, biological process: translation. Bases 127 to 282 code for a protein of 51 amino acids.
AUAUGGUAAGCCCAGCCUUUUUUACUUGACUAGGGUUUCCUCUUACUAUAAGUCAAGAAAAGGUUAGUCGCCACUUCUUCUCGUUUAGCUUCGCUCCUCCCCAGCUGCAUAACUCACGACUUCAAGAUGCCGUCCCACAAGUCGUUUAUGAUAAAGAAGAAGCUGGCCAAGAAGAUGAGGCAAAACAGGCCUAUUCCCCACUGGAUUCGUCUUCGUACCGACAACACUAUCAGGUACAAUGCCAAGCGCAGGCACUGGCGCAGAACCAAGCUCGGAUUCUAAGUGAAAGCUCAAGACUGUUUGUCUUCUGUUCGAUUUAGCAUUUCCCCAAGUUUUCUUGAUUUUUGUUAUAAAACAUUUUCACAUGUCUGUAAGACUUUUGAUGUUACCAAAUUUUAUCUUUAUAAGAGCUACUUCUUAGCGCUUGCAGUUA